Chlorocebus sabaeus (green monkey) is the source of this 3785-nucleotide messenger RNA. RefSeq names its product zinc finger protein 200 (gene ZNF200). Gene Ontology annotation, molecular function: DNA-binding transcription factor activity, RNA polymerase II-specific; RNA polymerase II cis-regulatory region sequence-specific DNA binding. Gene Ontology annotation, biological process: regulation of transcription by RNA polymerase II. The record is from RefSeq and is a predicted model, not a curated record. Lineage: Eukaryota; Metazoa; Chordata; Mammalia; Primates; Cercopithecidae.
AUUCGAACUACAUUUCCCAGGAGGCCCUGGGGUUAGACUGGCCGCAGCUGGAGAAGUGCCAGCCCGUCAUGGAUGACUGGAGCCAGCCUCUUGCCUUCCGUCUUCCAGGCAGAGCCACAGAGAGACAGGCUGCAGCCGUCCUGGCCUCCCUCCGGCCCUGAGAGCUCUCCGGGCCCGUCUCAAGCGUUACCGUCUCAAGCGCAGAUUGCCGGCUCUGAACGGGGAGACCAGGCUUCUGCACCGGAAACAAGGCACCGGUUGUGACGUAACGGCUGCAGAGCGCCCGACCUCCCAGAAGGCACCGCGUCCCUGCAAUUCUCCUCAACUGGUCACGGCGCGAACGAAUAGUCGCCGGUGACCUGUGAGGGCACUCGGAAGGGCGAGGGGAGGGCUCGGCCGCUCGCGCCUAGUUUUUCUAUCUCUCCCGGACCCUGAGUCUCUGAGCCGUCCCCAGCAAACGCUCAGGGGCUACAGAGGCCCCGAGAGGUGAGGGGCUCCGUGAGGGCGGGAACCAGGCUGAGGCCGCCUCUGGGGAACGGAGCGUGUCCGUUGCUGAGGGAGAAAGGCCGGGUAGGGAGCCUGGUGAGCGCCUCAGGCAGGGGCGCACGCUGAGCUUUACGGUAAAGGUGUUCCUUGACCAGCGGAAGAGGCCCCAGAGUGAGCCUGGCCCGGCGGGCCUUAGUGGGAUGUCGCCUGCCGCUCUCAGCAGAGCUUUGACGGCGGAGAGGAGUCGGCAGGCGGUGUGUGGACCCCUCCUCGGCCUUGCGUCUGCUCCCCGGGAGAGUCACCAACCGCCUCCCCGCCCAAAGGGCACCGGAGGGAGCUUCGGUUCGAGGGGUACAGUAUGGCCAGUUUCAGUGACCAACCUGCUUCUAGGCGGAUGUCCUCGGUAUUGACCCCAGAUUUCCUGUCUUCUAGCCCAUUGCUCUUUCUCCAGACCUGAUUCAACCUCUUCCUGCUUGGCUCUCUGGCAGAUUUCCUCUAGUAAGAGGUGGCUCUGGAGGCCCCGCGAAACGAGUGUGGUGUGUGGUUGCAAGGCAUGAUGGCUGCAAAAGUGGUUCCUAUGCCCCCAAAGCCAAAGCGGUCCUUUAUACUGAGAGUUCCACCAGACUCCAAGCUGGGCCAAGACCUACUUCGAGAUGCCACUAAUGGGCCCAAGACCAUCCACCAGCUAGUGCUGGAGCACUUCCUCACCUUCUUGCCCAAGCCAAGCCUGGUCCAGCCCAGUCAGAAAGUCAAGGAGACCUUGGUUAUUAUGAAAGAUGUGAGCUCAAGCCUUCAGAACAGAGUGCAUCCUUGUCCCUUGGUGAAGCUUCUGCCCAAAGGAGUCCAACAGGAACAAGAGACAGUGUCUCUGUAUUUGAAAGCUAACCCUGAGGAACUGGUGGUCUUUGAGGAUUUGAAUGUAUUUCACUGCCAGGAAGAAUGUGUGAGCUUGGAUCCUACUCUCACCUCAGAGAAGGAAGAUGACAGCAGUGUCGGGGAGAUGAUGUUACUGGUCAAUGGCAGUAAUCCUGAAGGUGAAGAUCCUGAGAGGGAACUUGUAGAAAAUGAAGAUUAUAGAGAAAAGUCUUCAGAUGAUGAUGAAAUGGAUUCUUCCUUGGUCUCUCAGCAGCCUCCAGAUAACCAGGAAAAGGAAAGACUAAAUACAUCCAUUCCACAAAAAAGGAAAAUGAGAAAUCUGUUAGUUACCCUUGAGAAUGAUGCUCCUCUAGAGGAACUCUCAAAAUAUGUAGACAUCAGUAUUAUUGCACUUACUCGAAAUCGGAAGACAAGGAGAUGGUACACUUGUCCACUGUGUGGGAAACAGUUUAAUGAAAGUUCUUACCUUAUUUCCCACCAGAGGACUCACACUGGAGAAAAACCCUAUGACUGUAGUCACUGUGGGAAAAGCUUCAAUCAUAAAACAAACCUCAAUAAACAUGAGCGAAUUCAUACAGGAGAGAAACCUUAUUCCUGUUCUCAGUGUGGAAAAAACUUUCGUCAGAAUUCUCAUCGGAGCCGUCAUGAAGGAAUCCAUAUAAGGGAGAAGAUAUUUAAGUGUCCAGAAUGUGGGAAAACCUUCCCAAAGAAUGAGGAAUUUGUGCUUCAUCUGCAGAGUCAUGAGGCUGAGAGACCAUAUGGUUGCAAAAAAUGUGGGAGAAGAUUUGGUCGGCUGUCAAACUGUACCCGGCAUGAGAAAACCCACUCAGCCUGUAAGACUCGAAAGCAGAAGUAAUACCAGGAAAGGGGUCUGAUGGUGCUGCCUCAACCUGAGAGCUUUCAUAAGUAUUUCUGAAUUCCCAGGCUGCCUAAAAAGAUAUAAAUAUGUAAAAAUCUCAUUAUUGCCAAAAUUGGAUAAAUGCCCAUCUUGGCUAAAACCUCAAAUUGCUAGAAAAUUCACAGGGAAGAAAACAUUUCAAGGGCUAUACCUCAGCAUCUAGGCUUUCUGGACUAAGGACCUUUCCUUUUUGAAGUCAUAUGAUAAUGUACAGGUCACAGAUCCCUUUCCCAAGACUUUGAAGAUGAAUCUGGAGUCUGCUUACUUGCAAGGCAAAGAGUGACUUGUGUCUAUUGGAAGUAUAUCCAUUUUUCCCCCACAUGGGGAUUCAUACUUGAGAAAUAGUGCAAAGAUGCUUAUCUGGAACUGUGUUCUCGUGAAAGAACCAAACUACUGGCUUGUUGAGCCAACAGCUUCUGAUAGCAAUUCAUAUAACCCUCUAAGAACACCUGUUUUAAGUCUUGGGUGUUGAAAGGAAUUGUUUACUUUGGAAUAUAGGAAAACAACAAUUGAAUGUCAGACUCUCAUUUGUAUGUGAUCUAAAUUUGCAAUCAAUUUCAAUUUGUGAUAAAAUUGACUUUUACAGAUUCCUUUUCACAACAUAAUUUGUCUACUGUUCUUACUGUAUUUUGUUCAGCUAUUGAUCUCUCCAACAGGCGUCUCAUGCUUCUCCCUUGCUAAAAGAAGUUUGGAUUACUCAGGCAGGGCCAUCCAGCCCCACCACUAGAAAAGCUUUUCAGAAUCUUGUCCCUCUGUUGAGCCCAGAUCUCAUGUGCUAGGAAGGAAACCCCAAGACCCAGAGAGGAGGGGUUGACCUGGAGGCAGGAAAAAGUUGGCUUGGAUCCAUGUCUCAUCAAUAACCUUACCACAUGCUUAGGUUCCCUCUAUGCCGUCAUCAGACCUUUGGCAAUGGGGUGUUCACUACCUCACAAGGCAAAGUGUUGUAUAUUUAGAAAUUAGGUCUGUAGUGGUUAGCUCACAUUGCCCCUCAAGAGACAGGUUUCCAGGUGUCUUCACUGUAGUGGGUAUUCAUUGUCUUCAGCCUCUGAUAUCCAGACCUUCCUGUCCUCUGCCUAGAAGCAAGGCCAGCGGUGCCUUUACGGGACCAAUCCUGUGGUGCGAUUUAGGGAUUCUUGAUCAGUUUUGCUUGCUUUAGGUUUCUGGAGGUUAUACAUUGGUGUUUUGAUUGGAAGAAAGAAAUCCUAUAAAUAAUUUGGGAAAAAUUAUAGUGUAUGUUUCCCAUCCAGAAACAUGCCUUUGUAUUUAUUAGAGUAUUAUAUUCCUGUGAAAAUUUUUCUAAUUUUCUUCACGUUUUACACAAUUUUGUUAUUGUAGUUUUUUCCAUAUUUUUAUAGUUGAUUAUUGCUUUUACAUGGGAAAGUUAUUUUUUAUUAUAUAUUUGUGUAACUAGUCACCUUACUGAAUGUUGUUAAUUUGUUGUUAAUUUUCAGUAGUUUCUUGGUUUACUUCUGUUACAACUUUUGGUAAAAUGACACCAUCUACAAAGAAUAGUUUUGUUUCUUGC